UAGUUGCUUCGACCAUAUUACGUUGUAUCUUUGAACGCCGACGAAAAUGCCGGAUCCAGCGAAGUCCGCUCCUGCUCCAAAGAAGGGCUCCAAGAAAGCUGUCACGAAAGUGCAGAAGAAAGAUGGCAAGAAGCGCAAGCGCAGCCGCAAGGAGAGCUAUUCUGUCUACGUGUACAAGGUGCUGAAGCAAGUGCACCCAGACACCGGCAUCUCAUCUAAGGCUAUGGGAAUCAUGAAUUCCUUCGUGAAUGACAUCUUCGAGCGCAUCGCAGGAGAGGCUUCCCGUCUGGCGCAUUACAACAAGCGCUCGACCAUCACAUCCCGGGAGAUCCAGACGGCCGUGCGUCUGCUGCUGCCCGGGGAGUUGGCUAAACACGCUGUGUCGGAGGGCACCAAGGCCGUCACCAAGUACACCAGCUCCAAGUAAAGUGCAGCAGAGACGUGAUUGAUCGGUUUUACCCAAAAGGCUCUUUUCAGAGCCACUUUAGUUCUCAAAAAAAGGCUGUAUUCACUAAGGGUCUGUGAUCUAGCAGGUAAGGUUGAACUAUGAGUCUAUUGCCCUGCAGCGCUCUGGUAAGAUUGAGCGUUUCAAAGUGCUGGGCGGGUAGGGCGCGGUGGAGGCUUGUCGCAUCACCAAUGGGGUGAGAAGUCUGUUUAUGGCAGAAGGUAUCUUCCUACCUCACCAUUUCGUGUGAUUUCAAAGCAGGGACUAGUUUCUCACUGCCCUGGACAUCCAGGAUUAUGUUCUGCCUAGAUCAUAACCGGUCAGUUACUGCCAUCAAACACAAGUAUCCCAAGUAAUGCUGAGCAGGGUUAUCGGGAAACUCAACGUUCCACUUCCUGCUGAGUGAAGACGACUUGGCGGUAAAUCCUAUUUGCUGCGCCAUUUCGCUGCCUGACUGCAUCAGUGCUUUUAUUCAGCAUCGGUUUUGGUUGCAGUUUUUACAGCAAUGACUCGCUUUUUUUUUUUUUUUUCUUGAAUUUUUAACUUCUGAGCACUAAGAGAGAGUUGUAUGCAGCGGGAAUGAGACUCACCUUGCUUGGAGUCUUAACCCUUCAAGACAAUGCUCUUAACGUUUUCUCUUGAUUCUUUUCCAGCCAAUGAAAAUAGUGGAGCCCUUUCCAGGUUGGUUAGGGUUAGAUGAGAUAGCGGUACCAGCUGUAACAAGCAGCUGCCAGUGCAUCGUGGGGUAGGAAGCAAUGCAGCCACCUCUGCUCUUCCUGUACCCUUUUCCCAACAAGUGUGCGUACAGAUUUAGUUCUCUAAGCAUCUUGCAUUUUCCUCCUUAGUGCAUAAGACAUGUUUUCGGUGAGACGGCUAGACCUGUAGGGCGUCAUUCUGUAGAAACUUUAAGUGGGUUUUAACUUCAAGUGGGCUUGACGACCGGUGUCUUUAAUCCCAGCACUCUAGGAGGUAGAUUCUUAUUGAGAUAGGCCAGCAUGACUUAGUAAUAGCUUACAAUCAAAUGAUAGUGGCCCAGCACUACAGGAAGGCAGGCAAAUGGACAUCUGAGUUGAAGACAAGCCUGAUUUGCAGAGCCGGUUCCUGGACACCCAGGGCUAUGACCUAACCAAGACAACACAAAGAAUUUCUGUCUCCAAAACAGCUCACAUCCGUGCCCUUAGGGGAAAAGUACUCUUAAACACUCCUUCCCAGCUUCUAGUUGACAGCUCUGAAUUUUGAUGGUUUAACACAAAAGGGAGCCAAGCCAAAAAAAAGAAAAAAAAUUACCUAUAAUUCAUCUCUGCUAUUUCUGAUUGAUACUGUAUUCCAUCUGGCUUGACUUGUUUAUUUAGUCAAGACUCAUAAAUAAUAAGCAGAAAAGGGCAUGGUGAGUAAUGUGCUAAUACAUAUAAGGCUUGGAGUUAAAUCACCCAGGGGCACCUUGUCUUCUGCGGUGUCUACACUGAAACUCUGAAGGAUUUGCUUAUCAAUCCCUUUGUUGGGGAGUUGUUUCCUGAGUCAUUUUAAGUAUCUAAACAAUGACUCAUAUUUUCAUACUGAUUUCCAAGCACUAGGUGAUAGAAAUUGUACUUAAAUGACCGUUCCUUACCCCUACACCUCCCAAUGAAAAAUAAAACAAAAAUAUGUUAAUACAAUUUUAGGGCUGGCAAGAUGGCCCAGUAUAUAAAGGUAUUUGCCCAGUGACCUGAAUUUGGUCCUUGGAGCACACACAAAAGUGACCUGAGUUUGGUCCUUGGAGCAAACACAAUAAAUAAGCAAAUAGGAUUUUUAGGAUUAGGAGAGUUCAUCACAGUAAAAUUUGAUUUCCAAGAAAAAGAAUACCCCCCCCCCUUGACUAGCUUAUUUGUGAUUGGGGGAGGAAGUGUAAAAAAGAGGACCAUAACUGAGAAGUUCUGGCUCUGUUCUGAGGAGAAAAGCCAGAUUGCAUAGAUUAUAAACACAAACCAAAACAAAGAAAUUGUAACAAUUCUUCCUAGCAGGAAGAAGUGGUAUUUGGCUGAGUCUGGUAGCACAGGCCAUUAGUCCAAGCAUUCAGGGACAGAGGUAGGUAGAUCUCCAUGAGUUCAAGGCUAGCCUGGUCUACAUUUGGAGUUCUAAGUCAGAUCCCUACCUCACAAACAACCUAGAAGUUGUAUUUGCGAUUAUAAGCAUUGAUUGAGUACAUAGGAUUGAGUAGCCCCAUACAACUUGCAGCUAUCAAUAAAGCUACAUCAUAGACCAUCCCUGACACUAUAGAAAGAUAGUGUUGCUAUGGAAGGGUAAUUCCUAAAACCUGUGUGGUCCAGGGUGCCAUGCCGACACUACUGCAACAAGCCAGCUGCUGUGUGGCUUUCUCUGAGGUCUGACUGGGUAUGUUUCCUUUCCUUUUUUAAAAAGAGAUUUGUUUAUUU
Molecule: messenger RNA, 2856 nt
Organism: Mus pahari (shrew mouse)
Lineage: Eukaryota; Metazoa; Chordata; Mammalia; Rodentia; Muridae
Product: histone H2B type 2-F
Exons: 1
Coding region: 47-427 (126 amino acids)
Cellular component (GO): nucleosome
Molecular function (GO): protein heterodimerization activity; DNA binding; structural constituent of chromatin
Source: RefSeq, a predicted model, not a curated record